Molecule: messenger RNA, 2678 nt
Organism: Exophiala xenobiotica
Lineage: Eukaryota; Fungi; Ascomycota; Eurotiomycetes; Chaetothyriales; Herpotrichiellaceae
Exons: 1
Coding region: 72-2435 (787 amino acids)
Biological process (GO): protein deubiquitination
Molecular function (GO): zinc ion binding; protein binding; cysteine-type deubiquitinase activity
Source: RefSeq, a predicted model, not a curated record
GUUUUCUCCCUCUACUUUCCUCGCUUGGUCCUUGUUUCUAUCUACCCCUUCCAGCCCUCUGACGAACAGAUAUGGCCUGUCCUCAUGUUCAGUCAGCGGAUCUGCGACCUCCCAGACCUAACCAGAGCGUCUACAGAGAAGAUUGUACACAGUGCUUCGACUCAAUAGACGACGAGGCCGGGCUUGAUGUUUGUUUAUCUUGCUUCAACGGUGGCUGCGCUGGCGACCGAAACCAUGCCUUACUACAUCAUUCUUCCACAGGCCAUCCUCUCGUCUUGAACAUCAAACGCACCCGAAAACACGUUCAACGGGACGAGCCUCCGCCAAAGCUGACCAAGCUCGCCAUUGCCGCAGAGACAGAAGAGGAUAAAUAUUAUACAACUACAAAAGUCAAGUGCUAUGCAUGUCAAAUACAAGAUGUGGACAGGAGUUCGGGAAAUCUACCGGCAGUCAUCGAUGGGGUCAUGAACGCCAUGACUUUUGCCAACAAGGAGGAAGUCAAGGCCUGGGAACAAGAAUUUACACCUUGUGAGCACACGCUGUGUCUUGAACAGCAAGAAAGCAGGCAGAUUGCGUCCCAAGAACUUGGAUCGUGCUCCAAAUGUGAUCUCAAAGCGAACCUCUGGCUCUGCUUGGAAUGCGGCGCUUUGGGCUGUGGACGAGCACAAGUUGGGGGUGUUGGUGGCAAUUCUCAUGGACUGGCGCACGCCACCGAGACUGGCCACGCUGUUGCCGUCAAACUAGGUUCCAUCACGCCAGAAGGUAACGCUGAUGUCUACUGCUAUCAAUGCAACGAGGAAAGAAUUGACACAGAGCUCGCCAAGCACCUCGCUCAGUGGGGGAUCAAUAUCGCGGAUCGGGAAAAGACCGAGAAGAGUCUCAUGGAGAUGCAAGUUGAACAGAAUCUCAGUUGGGCUUUCUCUAUGACAACUGAAGAUGGCAAAGAACUAUUACCUUUGUUCGGGCAGGGCUUUACGGGUCUUAAGAACCUUGGAAACAGCUGCUACCUGAACAGCACCGUCCAAUGUCUGUUCGCGCUUGAGGAAUUUCAACAACGCUACUAUCAUCCGGAUCAAGCUCCUCCAAACGCCAGUCUUCCCGCUGAGGACCUCGAAACCCAACUCCGAAAGCUAGCAGAUGGUAUACUAUCUGGUAGAUACUCCCACCCCGACGACAAUGUCCAUGCGGUUCCGGACAAUCCCGAAGUACCUCAUCAGAAGGGGCUCUCUCCUGCAAUGUUUAAGCACCUCGUUGGGCGGGGGCACGAAGAAUUCUCCACAAUGAGACAACAGGACGCCUUUGAAUUUCUACUUCACAUGUUCAAACUCAUCAGCAUCUCCAACAACUCCAAACCAGCAGAGGACCCCAUUCAGUCCUUCCGCUUUGUCCUUGAACAACGUUUGGCCUGCUUGAACUGCAAGCGUGUUCGGUACCGAAGUGAUGAACAAGACAAUAUUUCAAUACCGGUGCCAGUCCGGCGGAAGCCUGCUGUUAACGGCGAUGAAGCUAAGGGUGAAUUUGAACCAGUACCGCUAGAAGAUUGCUUGGACAUUCUUACGGCGCCAGAGAAGGUUGGAGGCUUGACCUGCGCAGCUUGCGGCUCCAAGGAUGGGUUCUCGAAAUCAUCGAAGUUCAAGACCUUCCCAAAGAAUCUUGCUAUCAACCCACUCCGCUUCGAAAUCAUCAACUGGGUACCUACUAAACUCGAUAUCCCUGUACAGGUCACGGAUCAACCCCUGGAUCUAAGCAGGUACAAAUCGACGGGUCUGCAGCCAGACGAGGAAGAAUUGCCAGAGGAUGCAGAUGUAGGAGGUGGGAGCUCUACAGCAUCAUUUGUGCCCAAUGAGGCUGCUCUGAGCAUGCUUGAGGGGAUGGGGUUUCCGCGAAUCCGGUGUGAGAAAGCACUCCACGCUACUGGCAAUGCUGAUGCAGAGUCCGCGAUGAACUGGUUAUUUUCGCACAUGGAGGACCCUGAUAUUGACGAACCGCUGAACCUUGGUGGUAGUGCUGCUGGCAGUGCGGGAGCCGACCCGGAUAAAAUUGCUCAGUUAGGCGACAUGGGCAUCGGCGUCCCGCAAGCACGAAAAGCCUUGCGAGAAUGCAAUGGCGACGUGAAUCGAGCUCUGGAUUGGGUCUUCAGUCAUCCAGAUGAUCAAGGCGAUUUCGGCGAGGAUACAUCUUCUGCUCCGGCUGAACCGAAGCCGUUACCAGGCAGUGACUCGUUGCCAGCCAGAUAUGAGCUACAAAGCAUUGUAUGCCACAAGGGGGCCAGCGUCCAUGCCGGCCACUAUGUGGCAUUUACUCGGAAAGUCAUUCCUGGUGAAGGCAAGGAGAAGCAAUGGGUCCUGUUCAACGAUGAGAAGGUGGUCAAAGCAGUGGAUGCAGAGGAGAUGAAGAAGACAGCGUAUGUCUACUUCUUUUCCUUGCUGUCCUGAUGCUACUGCACCUCGAUUCUUCAGUUACGAUCGACAACCAGCAAAAAUGUAUGAAAAAGGAAUGAAUUAUGAUAUGGGUUAAGAUCCUUGGGCUUAGAAGCUCAUCUGUAUAGGUCAAGAUGUGAGAUAGUGCGGUCUCACCGAGCCUGAAAGCGCAGCAACGCAUUGAAUAACCGGGGGAAGACAAGCAAGAAGGUGUCACCCUAUGGACAAGUUCGAUAGACAAGGCAUAAGAUCACUCAC